CUUCCUACGCGAACAACAACAAAGGCCGGAACAAUAAGAGAAAUCACGUGUCCGUUGCGUGCCUUCCGUUCAAGCUGUGGCUGCCAAAACCCGGGGAGGCCGACGCGGUGCGGAAGCAGUGGAUCGAAUUUCUGACGAAGCAGAACCCGCCCCUGCGCUUGAAAAAGAUCUACAUCGGGUCGGCCGGGAAAAUUCUGCCCGAAAUCUCGCUGAAAGACCUGCAAAACCGAAGGAAGCAUUUAAAGGACUGCUACAAGGAGCACGGCAUCAUGCACCGGGUCACGCAGGACAAGCCGGACUUCAGUCUGGACCUUUUCCCCGCACUCUGCAUCGACUUUGCGCAGGAAAACCAGAUCGAGCAUUGCCUGAACAGCUGCUUCUUUGACGAAAUCCGGAAGCUGAUCGCCGCGGGCAAGUACAUCACGCCGACGAACUCGAACAGCUGCCGCUCCUUGAAUUCCUCUUCUGUCGGGAACAGCAGUGUGAGCAGUUCCUCCUACAACAACGCGGUGAAUCGGAACAGAAACAACCACGACGACUUCUGGAACCGGAGAACCGGGAAGAGCUUCUUCCGCACGAACAAGAGAACAAAUAACGACGACAAGUCUUCUUCUUCUGCCCUCCACAUUCAGCUCCCGUGCGAGGAGGACAACUUGGACGAAAGUUGUAAACACAACAACUCCUCAUUCGACCAGUCCCCGAUCGAGUCCGUGGUUUCCUCGUUGGACCAGUCCCCGAUCGAGCAGUAUCGCAUCCCCUCGGACUACGAGUCCAGCGCGAAUUACUCCGACGACGACAAAAAGCACGCGAAGGAGCUUUUUCACACGAACAAGAUCAAAAACGAAGCAAACCAGAUCGACCUGCAUGCGGCGUUUGGCAGUGCAGUCACCGCGACGGGGGCAGCGGUAUCAUCCUCGGGGAUGAUGAUGAACAGCAAGAACCCUGUGACGUCAACAACAGGAGAGCACGCAGGUACACCUCUGACGGAAGACCAGAUCGCAAUUCAGAAAGCCAAUUCGCGGCUGCAGGAGAUCGACCGGAAUAACAAGUUCAUGUUCUUCGGGUCGCGACCGAGGGGGCGAAACGUCGAACUGCGCGGGGAUCCGGUCAGCCGGAAACGGUCCACAAGUUCUUCCCGCGGCAGGAAGGGUCACAAACGGUCUUGUUCGCGCGACCGGCGAAAAAACAACACGAAGAACGACGGCGAGGAACAUCAAGGCCAAAAACCAGAGGCCGCUUUUGAUGUUAAACCUUCUUCGAAAGGGGAAAACGGUUCCGUUGCAGGAGCGGAAAAAGCGGAACUGGCGGGGAAUAAUUCUCCUUCGAACCAACUCCAGGUAGGUGUUGGGGCUGUUGAGUGUACAGAACAAGGCAAGAGCGAGAACACGACGACAGGGGCAGCUUCACCGGAAGAUGAUGAAGCCACUCCUCAGCAGGAGAUCACGCGAGACGUUGUGAAACUUGCGUUGCCUAAAGCAAGCGCACUCCCGCCUGGAACAGCUGCUGUACGCUCUUCUCCCGCGGGGACGGUGGGCGGUAAUCCGUUACUGCCGUUUCCUAUCGGUCUGACAGUGCCCCCACCUGCAAGCACAUCUUGUCCCCCUACGAUGGCAAAUCCGCUUCUCCCGGUUCCGAAGAUCAUUCCGAUCGUGCCGAGCUCGACCAAAAUGGCUCCCAGCGUCCCGCCGGGGCAGCCUCUUCCGGGCGCGGCGAGCCUGCAGCCGCUUCCAGGGAUGGGCGGUCUGCAACCGUUGCCAACGUCGGCUUGUGCAGGUGCAGCGCCAGAGGUUGGAGGUGCUUCGGCGAACAAGGAAAAACAGCUAGCCGCAACGCCAAAUGUGGCCACGACGAGCAGUGCCAACACAGAUGGAGCUCCGGUGAAAGUGAUUUCUGGCCACCUUCAGAUGAUCCAAAACACGCCGAACGUAUCCACAAAGUGUCCGGAUUCAACAUCGAAUAUGUUGAACAAAUCCUCGACGACGGUUCUUGACGACACCCCAAGCUGCGUGACGGACAAAUCCGGAAAAUCUUCGUUGGUGCAAGAUAGUGAACAAGAUCCAGCUGCAAACACCAGAGCGACGAGUCCAACCGCAAAUAUUAAGCGUGGGGAAGAUGGACCGAAGAAAAGUUACAUUCUUCCCCAAGAGCAACACGCGACCAAGAGGGACACCAAUGGCAACAUGACCACGACCACGGCCUCUACGGCAGCGAGCGCCUUAACUAGUAACCCGAAUAGCUCGAUAAAUAGAAGCAAGUUCCAACAACUGAGGCUAAAGAAGGAAAAAGCGCGCCGACGUCAGGGCGGUCUGCAGUUUGGCGGGAGGAGAGAGGAAAAGAACAGAUUUGAGAUGGAGGAGGAAUUGUCUGCUAGCAGCGAGGUGCAACGGCAACGGUCACGCUCCCCGCACGGGGGUGACGAGGACCGUCGACGGAAUGACCUGAGAUCGAGGAAUAGUUUUGUUCCUGAUAACAAGAGGGCGACACCAAAGGCGAAACAGGCGGGAAAAUUGAAAAAUAAUCGCAAUCGAAGCAGAGACUGCUCCAGGGGGAGAAACAGACAAAGAAGCAGCACAAGCUCUUCGGGGGAUGCCUCUUCUCGCGCCGGUCGCUCGCAAUCCUCGCGCGGACGUCCCCGACGCGGCCGGAGACAACGGUCUGGUUCGACCUCCAAAAAGAACGACCGGUCAGAUCUUCAGAAAGGCGUCCAGCAAGCAGCCCGGAAAAGAAAAGACCAGAGCAGGGAUCGUGAUCCGAGCAAAAGAGCAAACAAGAAACGAAGGAGAAACGCAUCAUCCAAAAGCUCUUCCUCCGACGGGUUGUCCAGCUCUUCAAGCGAGCGAAGCGUAUCAAGAGCAGGCCGGAGGAAAAAUAGGAAUGCUAAAACAAGGAACGACGGCAAAAACGUCGAAACCGACAAGAAGGAUAAAGAGAAAGAUCAACUCCGCAAGGCGGUGGCCGAGAAGCAGGAUAAAAAGAGGAAUACCUCCAAGAAAUCUCAGCGCAACAAGAGCGCGGCGCAAAAUAGCGAAAAGGAUAAGAGUAAGAAAAAGCGACGGCGUCGCGGGGCUAGCAGCAGUGUUGAGUUCACAAGUUCCUCCGAUGAAGAGAGUAGCAGCCGAUCUUCGGAAGCCGAAAAGAAGACUUCAGCAGACAAGAAACGAAGAAAGACGAGCAAAAAUGAGACUGGUGACAAAGCGAAGGCGAACAAAUCACGCAGACUCAAUUCGAAGUCUGGCGUUACCUCCACACUUGCCGCGGAUGGAAAGGACAAAAGCAAGAAAGCGAAAGCGAGGAAAGGAAGCAAAAAUCGACCUGCGAAAAAAGGCAGUAGAAGCGGUUCAUCAUCUUCUUCAGACGCCGAUCGGCGAGGAACAUCCUCCUCUUCGGAUCAUGAUGAGACAUCAAGCGAUCACUCGUCCAAGGCAUCUUCCAAAAAAAAUCGUGAGGGCUCCAAGAGACAGCACCCUGCAGCGAAAAAGAAAAAAAAGGACGCCGCGAAAAACAAAGUCACUUCCCGCGCAGAGCGGCAGCUUGCGGCGGAAAAGGCACUGGCAAUCAUGGAAGCUAGCCACUCGUCGAAGAAGAACGACUCGAAAGCCAAGAAGAAAGGGCAGACCUCCUCCGCUGAUUGUAGUGCAAAUGACUUGUCGCGGGCCGCCUCUCUGUCGAGGACGAAUAAGCGGCAGGGCAAGGACGGGCGCAAAAGAAGUAGCCGAAGUCGGAGCAGACAGCGAGCAACCCGCAGAGGAGAGGAGGAAGGCGACAAGGAUCUGGAAGAAAGUGAGAGCAAGCGGGACUCGAACCUGGAGAAGCUGCGGCGCAAGAUGAAACGGCACAUCGCGGACAAGACGAGAAGCCGUCCGGCAAGUCGGAGUGACGAGGCUUCGAAGCGGAACUCGGCAGAGCGAAACAAGAACAUUGCAUCCACCAAGCCUCCGAAGACCCCCUCGUUAACCUUGCCACUGUCUAGUACCGGAAGUAGUGGAGGUGACCAGUCACGGCCACUCGUCAAGGCAGCUAGUUCAAAGAUCGUGUUUGAAUGCGAAUCGGCCAGCGAAGGAGGAACCCCCUUGACGAAGAAGGUGUGGGCCAAUAAGGAGAAGGGGACCUACAUCGAGAUUGAAAAUGUAAAAAAGCGCACAAAAUCUUCUGCCUUGCAGGACGGUAAGGCUGCAGACGGUGGAAAAGAAGAUGACCUAGUGCUGGGCACUGCAACUUCUGCUGCAGUAGCAAUGACCGCAGAGACAGCAAGCGCAGGAGAGAAACACGGUGAACAACCGCCACGAGACCUCGACCAGCUGCCAGCCGAAGUUGAUUCUUCGGCUCUCCCUCAACCCUCCACUGCGGAUCCGCAUGCGGUGCCGGCUGAAGACAAUGACAACCUUUCGGCAGCCGUAGACGAGUCGGAGGAGGAAGAACUUUCGCAGCUGAAGUACCCACCAGCCCAGUUUUAUCCGCCCGCCCAGUUCCAGUUCGUGGAAGAAACGGCUCUGCUGGACGGUACACCGGAAGUAGUAGUAGAUCCUACUGUCGUAGGAGCGAGUAUUGCUGUUGCAGUGGAGGGAUCUUCUGCAGCAGAGGAGCAGCACCAGGUCGAGAAGAGCCAGGAACUUUUUGUUCCGAUAAAAACGGCACACCUCGAACAACAUCCUGGUGUGGCAAGCGCAGCCCUCCAUCCACCCGCGCAUGCUGAAGACCUUCCUCCGCCCGAAGCUCCCCAUUUCUCCGAGUUGUUCCGUCAGGCUGACCACUUCGAGAAAACAGAGUUGGAGAAAUGCUGGCGGAAACCGGAUCUUGGCCAAUUGUACGACGGCGUCGCGGUUCGGAGGAUGAGGAUAGUAAGAAAUUCCGACCACACCCACAGUGAGGAUCACACCGGUGGAGGACCAAACACUUCCAGGUCACUGACGGGGUGGAUCGUGAGGAUGACGGAGCGAUCUUCUACCACCGCGGAAGUUGUAGCCGAAGGAGCACCGGGAAGUUGCAACAACGCGCGAAGCAGCUCUUGCUUAGCAGCGUCUGGCGACGACGACGAGGAAAGAUACCUGCAGAAUUUAGAGAUUACCAUGGCACAAAUUUGGACCCAACUAUUAGCAGAUGAAGACGCACGACCGGCUGCACCAGAACUUCGCGUCGAGGAUCGAGCCACUAGUAGUACCUCUCACCUGCACAAACUUUUCAACCAACUUCUGUUGAACAGGCUUCCGGCCGCCAACGAUAAGAAUAUUACGCCAGGAUCAGGAAUACAAGUAAAUACGGCUCUUUCGUCGUCUCCCUCUCCCCGUCAGAAAAUAACCGGAACGAGCCGGCUCCCAUAUGCUUUUCUUCCCGAUCAUGUCGGACUCGGAGGCGGAAAUAAACAGGAAGAGAAUGAUGACGAUGAAAACAAGCAGAAGGACGAGGUAACAACCGGGACGGAGUUUCCGGUGCAGGUCACCCGGGUGGAAAUGGAGGGUCUGAUAGUGGAAGUUCGCCGCAUGGAUUUGCUGCAAGACGAAGACAGCGAUGGCUCAGAGGACGAAAGCGAGGACGAUGGACUGGAUUUCUUGUAGAAAAUUGGAACUCAACAAAGCGUUUGGAUAAUUUUUGGUACACGUCUUGCUGAUUGAUAUUCCAAGAAUUCGACACACGGUAAGAGAAAUCAGCAAAGCUCGUUGCUCGUUUACGGUCAAUUUCGCUCCUGUUUUAAGAUUCAAGUAUGGUGUCGGAGCUUCAAAUGCCACUCUAAAAAGUUCAGGUUGAGCAUAUUGUGAAGUGAUUUCCUGAAUGUCAUGCCAGUAUAUGCGUUGAUGAGAAUGUAGCUACUACAAUCAACACAGUGCUGGCCCUUCUACCUAAGUGAAGUCGAAAUGAAUCUUUAGUAUUCUCCACCUAUCUCAAAGCGACCCCAUGACCUCCUUCAUGAUUUGACGACCUCGACUGCAAAAAUUAAGAAUGCACGAAGUAUUGAGAAUUUACUCCCUCAUGCGAUCGACACGAGAGUGAGUCAUCUGCGGCAUGGAAUG
Molecule: messenger RNA, 6005 nt
Organism: Amoebophrya sp. A120
Lineage: Eukaryota; Dinophyceae; Syndiniales; Amoebophryaceae
Source: the annotation of a GenBank genome assembly